Messenger RNA from Puma concolor (puma), 780 nucleotides. It is a transcript of the gene IGFBPL1, whose product is annotated as insulin like growth factor binding protein like 1. Gene Ontology annotation, biological process: regulation of cell growth; regulation of signal transduction. Lineage: Eukaryota; Metazoa; Chordata; Mammalia; Carnivora; Felidae. Gene Ontology annotation, cellular component: extracellular region. Gene Ontology annotation, molecular function: insulin-like growth factor binding. The record is from RefSeq and is a predicted model, not a curated record.
AUGACCAUGAUAAAGAGGUGGUCCUGGGAGGAGUGCAUGGAGGCCGUGGAGGGCAUGGGGCUGAUUUUGAAAGAAUGUCUGGGGCCCAGAGGGCCAAGCCAGAGACGCAGAGGCACGCUCUCCAACACGCCCCCAGAUCAAGCCCUGUCAGGCCACCCUCUGGUCUAUUUCCUGUCCCAUGUCCUUCUCCACCCACUGCCCUCACGCUUCGUCCCUCCUUCCCUGUGCCCAGGACUCCAGGUACAGGGCACCGGGGUCUGCGUGUGCGCGCAGCGCGGCGCCGUCUGCGGCUCCGACGGCCGCUCCUACCCCAGCGUAUGCGCGCUGCGCCUGCGCGCCCGGUACACGCCCCGCGCGCACCCGGGCCACCUGCACAAGGCGCGCGAUGGCCCCUGCGAAUUUGCCCCCAUGGUUGUCAUUCCACCCCGGAGUGUCCACAACGUCACUGGUGCACAGGUGUACCUGUCCUGUGAGGUGAGGGCUGUGCCCACCCCUGUCAUCACGUGGAGGAAGGUCACACAGUCUCCUGAGGGCACUCAGGUGCUAGAGGACCUUCCUGGGGACCACGUCAAUAUAGCUGUCCAGGUGCGAGGGGGCCCUUCUGACCACGAGGCCACAGCCUGGAUUUUGAUCAACCCUCUGAGAAAGGAAGAUGAGGGAGUGUACCUGUGCCAUUCAGCAAAUGCGGUUGGGGAGGCUGAGUCCCACGGCACGGUGACAGUUAUGGAUCUGAGUAAAUACAAAGUCCCCCGCUUCCCAGCUCCAGACGACCGCAUGUGA